CAGAACCGCGGUUGUGAACCACGGCAGGCUCAGAGUGGGACAGACCCACAUCGCAGCCAGCCCGUCAGAGUCAGGCGACCAGCCUGUUAGCCAGUCUCUACCGCAGAGAGACUGUACAGAGACACUGUGAUCCUUUCCAUCAUCAGGACCCCCAGUGGAGACUGUACAGCACAGAGAGAUGGCUGUGAACAGACCGGAAGACAUGCCGAGACAAUUCCCUAAGAUCACGCUGAGCGAGGUAGAUGAGGAGACACGUCUGCUGGCUGAGAAGGUGUACGCGUCAGCGCUGAAGGAGGAGGACACAAACGAUGCGCUGUCCAUGUUCACCGUCCCCGAGGACUGUCCCAUCGGCCUGCACCAGGCCAAGGAGAGGGAGCUGCUCAAAGAGCUGGCAGAGCAGCAUUCAGAAGAGAGUGCCAAGAGGAAGAAGAGUUUCAAGAUGAUCCGUUCGCAGUCUGCCUCCUUGCAGGGCCUGCAGAUCCCUGUGACUGCAGAGUGGGCCCGUUCUGUGGUGACCCCAUUCCUCUCACCCUCCUCCACCUGCUCCUCACUUCCAGAGAACUGCCCCGAGUACCAGAGGGUCACCAUCAGUGGAGACUACUGCGCUGGUAUCACAGUAGAGGACUAUGAACAGGCAGCAAAAACCCUGAUGAAAGCCCUGUUCAUUAGGGAGAAGUACUCCAGACUGGCCUACCAUCGCUUCCCCCGGACCGUCGCUCAGUUCCUCCGCAGCGCUGAGAACCAGACGUGGAAGGAAGAGGACGGGGUUCUACCAGAUGUCUGCCCUUGCCCCAGGGAGGGGGAGGACCCGUACAACAUUGAGGAUAUCCCAGACAACCUGAGCUAUGAGCUGCAGACAAAAGAUGGCAUAGUGCAUGUGUAUGAGAACGCAGAGGCUCUAAGUCAGAACAGGCCCCGCAGCCUGCCCUACCCUGACCUGGAGACCUUUGCCAUAGACCUCAGCCAUGUGCUGGCCAUGAUCAUUGAUGGACCCACGAAGACCUAUUGUCACAGACGCCUGAACUUCCUGGGCUCAAAGUUCUACCUGCAUGAAAUGCUCAAUGAGAUGGCCGAGCUAAAGGAACUUAAGGGUGUUCCACACAGAGACUUCUACAAUGUCAGAAAGGUGGACACACACAUCCAUGCAGCCGCCUGCAUGUCCCAGAAGCACCUUCUGAACUUCAUCCAGACCACCUACAAGACGGAGGCAGACCGUGUGGUGCUGAUGAAGGGCGGGCGGAAGCUGACCCUCAGAGAGGUGUUUGAACACCUCAACAUGGACCCCUAUGACCUCACUGUGGACUCCCUGGAUGUACACGCUGGCAGACAAACCUUUCACAGAUUCGAUAAGUUCAACUCCAAGUACAACCCAGUGGGGGCCAGUGAACUCCGAGAAAUCUACCUGAAAACAGACAACCUCAUAGAUGGAGAGUACUUUGCACGCAUUAUCAAGGAAGUGUCCCAUGACCUAGAGGAGAGUAAGUACCAGCAUGCUGAGCCUCGCCUGUCCAUCUACGGACGCUCUGCAGACGAAUGGGACAGCCUCUCCAAGUGGUUCAUCCAGCACAAAGUGCACUCUACCAACAUGCAGUGGAUCAUCCAAGUCCCCAGGAUCUAUGAUAUUUUCAAGUCAAAGAAGUUGAUCACUAACUUUGCCAAGAUGUUGGAGAACAUAUUCCUUCCUCUGUUUGAGGCUACAGUCAAUCCACAGAAGCAUAAGGAGCUACAUGUAUUUCUCAAAUAUGUGACAGGCUUCGACAGUGUGGAUGACGAGUCCAAGCACAGUGACCACAUGUUCUCCUACAAGAGCCCCAAGCCUGAGCAGUGGACAGCAGAUGAAAACCCUCCCUACAGCUACUACCUCUUCCACAUGUACGCCAACAUCAUGGUGCUCAACAAUCUGAGGAAAGAGCGAGGCUUGAGCACCUUCCAGUUCCGUCCACACUGCGGGGAGGCUGGAUCCAUCACCCACCUGGCCUCUGCUUUCCUCACAGCUGACAACAUCUCCCACGGCCUCAACCUCAAGAAGAGCCCUGUCCUACAGUACCUGUACUACCUGGCCCAGGUGCCCAUUGCCAUGUCUCCUCUGAGCAAUAACAGCUUGUUCCUGGAAUAUUCCAAAAACCCUCUCAGGGAGUUUCUACACAAGGGGCUGUGCGUGUCUCUAUCAACAGAUGAUCCUAUGCAGUUCCACUAUACCAAGGAGGCACUAAUGGAGGAGUAUGCCAUCGCGGCCCAGCUGUGGAAGCUCAGCACCUGUGAUGUGUGUGAGAUUGCCAGGAACAGUGUGCUGCAGAGUGGCCUGUCUCACCAGGAGAAGAAGCACUUUAUUGGGGCCAACUACUUGAAGGAUGGACCUGAGGGGAACGACAUUCGGCGGACCAAUGUGGCUCAGAUCCGCAUGGCCUACCGCCACGAGACCCUGUGCAAUGAGCUCAGCUUCCUAGUGGAUGCAGUGAAGACUGAAGCGGCCAUUGGCACACAACCAGAGUGACCACAACAAUAUGGGACUCAAUCCAUGCAUGCAAGCUCUCAACCAUCACAACGAUAUCUCUUGUAUUCAUGGGAGAAAAAGCCCAAUGGUUUGAAUGGAUAAGUGAGUCUCUUGUUUCUCUGGCUGCAUGUGUGCUACUGUGAAAGCAGAUAACAAGGGGUGCCAUUGCAGUUAGAGAUUCUCCUGUACUUUUGUAUACUUUUUGCCAGUGGUUCUGAAAGUAGUGCUCAAGAGCCAAAAGUGGUCCCCGAAAAUGGUGUACUAUGUCACAUACUGUAUGUGCAGAUAUAUGCACCAUGCCAUUGCUCUCUCUCUUGCUCUGCUGUGGGUGCAUCAUGUGCAUCUUGCUAGUUGUCAUAUGGCAAGGGGCUGAAGCUCAUUGGUUGAAUUCAAAUCCUAAGUGGCUGGCCCACAUGGAGGAAUAUGAAGGCCAGGCACAGCUUCCAGAAAAGUAGUUGCUUAAAAACUAGGCAUUUCAUAUAUAACUGAGGUAAGGUAGGUUAUGCAUGUAUGAACUACACAUUGACACAUCCAAAGCGGGAGGUUUAAUAAAUACGUAUUAGUCACCAAAGUUCCGGAGCAUGUCUUUAACAGUAUAAAAAUAGUUUGGAGAGGUAGCAGUAGGAGCCAACUACAUCUUAGUGUCUAAAUGAUGUAGGUCCACAGUACAAGGGUUUCCUUCUGCAGUGCAGCAACAUCCUCUGCACUAAGGCUGGCUCCCUCUGCAGAGCACUUACUCACAGUUCAGUAGUGUCACAACAUAUUUGUGGUUUCAAGUGCAAUGUCUGGGAGAAAAAACACUGGCCACUUCUAUUUUGAUGUCCAACACUCACUGCAUCAUGCCUUAGUGAUGGGCGGUCCCAGCUGUUGACAGAACCUGACAGUGUUAAUCUCUGGAGCUGGAACACUGCUUUAGCUGUGAUGAAUGAAGUCUGGUACAUUUCCACUGUCCCUUUCCAUGUGUGCUUGUUUUUACAGGAUGUCAUGCAGUAGGUUCCAAGGAGGACACUGAAGUCAUUUGUGGGACACUGUAGGUACAAAACAUUGUACUUGCAAGCACUGUAUGAGAUCUGCUUGAAGUAUGUGUGAAUGUUUUGUUUCAAUUUGAAUGAAAACAGGUAUUUAUAUUGGUCAGAGUAUGCUAGAUUUCAUUUGAAUGUACUGUAUCUAUAACGUACUGUGCUGUGUCUAUAAAGCAACAUUGAGUCAAUUGAGUUGUGAAAGUUUGGACAAGAGAGAAAAAUGAGAAAGCAUAUAAGAUACGAGAUGUCCAAAGAUGUUACAACGCUCUCUCACCUCUUCCUCCUUAAUGGUUGACAGAAUGCUGUAAAAUAGCCUGUUUUUAAUUGUUACUUUUGUUAUCAAUAAAGAUAUUUA
Messenger RNA from Oncorhynchus masou masou (cherry salmon), 3871 nucleotides. Its product is annotated as AMP deaminase 3-like. The transcript is spliced from 15 exons. The coding region runs from base 179 to 2494 and encodes 771 amino acids. NCBI's taxonomy places the organism in Eukaryota, Metazoa, Chordata, Actinopteri, Salmoniformes, Salmonidae. Gene Ontology annotation, cellular component: cytosol. The record is from RefSeq and is a predicted model, not a curated record. Gene Ontology annotation, molecular function: AMP deaminase activity. Gene Ontology annotation, biological process: AMP metabolic process; IMP salvage.